Messenger RNA from Peromyscus leucopus (white-footed mouse), 2640 nucleotides. It is a transcript of the gene Rhbdd1, whose product is annotated as rhomboid domain containing 1. Gene Ontology annotation, molecular function: serine-type endopeptidase activity. The transcript is spliced from 7 exons. NCBI's taxonomy places the organism in Eukaryota, Metazoa, Chordata, Mammalia, Rodentia, Cricetidae. The coding region runs from base 427 to 1377 and encodes 316 amino acids. Gene Ontology annotation, cellular component: membrane. The record is from RefSeq and is a predicted model, not a curated record.
AAUUUAUGCCAAAGACCAUUUACUCGUAUGAAAUUAAUGCAGCCAAUGCCUUUAGCUGAAACUGGUUCUGCACUAGCAGCAGAAAGGAAAAUUGCAUCACAUGACCUAAGACGCAAACACCUUCUACCUCAAGCCCUUACAGCAGUAAACAGGCAAAGCUGUGCAGCCUCGGAUCUGCGCUUGGGGACUGAAAAUGUGCACCGUGGCCUUGUUUCGCUGGCCUACUUUCCGAUCUAAGCAGCUCUCUCGAGGCCCAUGUGGAGCAGGCAGUGUCUGUCUCCCCCGUCCACUUCGCAGGCUCCACCUUGAGGGAGCUGGCCACAGGCGGGGCUAAUGCGCUCUGCGCGUGGUGCUGUUCCCUGUGUCCCUUCCUGGGUUCCUAAUCCUCUACUCACAGUUCUCCACCUGUGCUCCUGAUACCCAGUCAUGCAGCGGAGAUCAAGAGGGAUCAACGUCGGGCUCCUUAUGCUCCUUUCCCAAGUGUUCCAUGUUGGGAUCAACAAUAUCCCACCUGUUACCCUGGCAACGUUGGCUCUCAAUGUCUGGCUCUUCCUGAAUCCUCUGAAGCCCCUGUACCAUUCCUGCCUCAGCGUGGAAAAGUGUUACCAGCAAAAAGACUGGCAGCGUCUGCUGCUUUCCCCCUUGCACCACGUCGAUGACUGGCACUUGUAUUUCAACAUGGCGUCCAUGCUCUGGAAAGGGAUAAAGCUGGAGCGAAGACUGGGGAGCAGGUGGUUCGCCUACGUCAUCACCACCUUCUCCCUCCUCACCGGGGUGGUGUAUUUGCUCCUGCAGUUUGCUCUUGCUGAAUUCAUGAAUCAGCCCGACUUCAGAAAGAGCUGUGCUGUCGGCUUCUCAGGAGUUCUGUUUGCCUUGAAAGUUCUUAGCAACCAUUACUGCCCUGGCGGCUUUGUCAACAUUUUGGGCUUUCCUGUCCCCAACAGAUUCGCUUGUUGGGCAGAGCUGCUGGCCAUUCACUUCUGCUCCCCAGGGACUUCCUUCGCUGGGCAUCUGGCCGGCAUCCUUGUUGGACUGAUGUACACUCAGGGGCCUCUGAAGAAAGUCAUGGAGACAUGUGCAGGCCUUUUUUCCUCCAAUGUUGGGUAUCCAGGACAGCAGUACUACUUUAAUAGUGCAGGCCCCUCUGGAUAUCAGAAUCACUACCCAGAUGGCAGACCGAGGGCCUAUGAAGAAACUCAUAGGAACUAUGAUGUCUAUACAGCAGGACUGAGCGAGGAAGAGCAGCUGGAAAGAGCAUUAAGAGCCAGCCUCUGGGACCGAGGAAAUACCAGAAACGGCCCCACACCCUAUGGGUUCCGACUCACGCCAGAAGAAGAGAUGAGGAGACAGCGCCUGCACAGAUUUGACGGCCAGUGACGUGGCACCACGCCUGGGAAGACAUGGCCCAGCUGUGGGACUGUAGCCCAUUCAGCUUGCUCCCCAAGCCCCUAAUUGGCUUUAAACAAAGGCAGAGCUUACCAUUAUUGUUGCAGAUCACUCAUGUCUGCCAUGAACUGCCACUCCAUGGCCCCUCUAUGUCCAGAUUCCCAAGCUCAGCUGACACAUCUGGAAACCAGGCUUGUCCCAGGAAGUGCACGGCUUUCCCUGAGUGGCCCGUCUGGUCCUAUGCUCUCUCCUAAACCAAAGGUCACCUCUUCAGCUGGGACCAGUUUUCACACUCCCUUCUUUUCUACCUGACUCAGUGGCACAUCUACAUUGGGGUUGAAGACGGUGACCUUCUUAGGAAAUACGUUUUCACCAGGUGAGAGGAUCAGUUUUCACCAGGUGAGAGGAUCAGCUCUCACUCUGCCUGGUACACUGGGUGCUCGGCUUGGCAGGAGGUGCACUGCCACUCUUGGUCCUCCUGGCAUGUUUCCAUGGUGACAUGGGAAGACGAUGUGGCUGCCUUCCCAGGAUAUUCCAUCCUCUUUCACGCAGGCCCCGCGGGGUGCUUUGUCUGUGUGUAGAAUAUCUGACAGGAGGGGAACAGGAAAGACACCUCCUAACUCAUCAGAUAUCCCGUGGCACCAGCAGUUUGGGUUCACAGCCACCCCUCCAGGAGCAGGAGACUUGUUAACUCCUUUGCAGAGCAGCAAGAAGCACGUGCCACAUCACAGAGCAAAGUGGAGAUAUCCAGUGGAUUUCUCACUUGGAAUCCCAUUUGCAGGAAGUAUUUUUUUUUCUUCGUAAAGUGCCUUUUCAUUGGCCACUGUGGCUGCUGUCUGUUAUAAACAAGUGUCCAAAAAAUGCCCCCAGAGAACUGCAGUGUUUAAUACACAGAUUGUCCAAGUCACUUAAGGGAUUUCUGUUGCUUGUGUUCUGAGAAUAAAAGGACAAAGCCAGAAUGUCGAUCGCUACUGCCUCACUGUCGUGGAGCGUUUAGUUAGGAGGGAGUCAGGAGCAGCAAAUGAUGCUCCCAUUUUAACCCACCAUUCAUGUAGAGUUUUCUAUUAUAAAAAUUGUAGACAGGCUUUCUUAAUGCACAAUGCAGACUGUUAAUACAGAUUGGCUUUGGAGGGGGAGUGUGUGGGACCUGACUUUCUUUGUUUACAGUUUUAUAUUCUAUUUUUAAAUGUGUGUGUGUGUGCUUUCAGAAGACUAAUUAUAUAAUAAAUCAAGAAACUUGUAACCAGUAAAACA